UCUUCAUAUCAUCUGUGUGUAGUUGUAGCUCAUCCCCAGGACAAAUAACACAUGCCUUUAGGUUACGUUCAUUGUGUUACGUCACUUGCGUGGCUGGCUAGCUAGCCGCUGCUAGGCUAUCAGCAUGCGUAAAGCUAACGUAUGCUAACAUUAGCUUAAGCUGAGCAUUCAGCCUCAGCAGCAGACACCAUCAUGGAUAUCCGACCAAACCACACCAUUUACAUCAACAAUAUAAAUGAUAAAGUCAAGAAAGAAGAGAUGAAGCGCUCGCUCUACGCGCUCUUCUCGCAGUUCGGCCAGAUCGUCGAAAUCGUGGCCAUGAAGACCAUGAAGAUGAGGGGACAGGCCUUCGUCGUCUUCAAAGAGCUCGCCGCGUCUACCAACGCGCUGAGGCAACUUCAGGGCUUCCCCUUCUACAACAAGCCCAUGAGGAUACAGUACGCAAAGACGGACUCCGAGGUCAUCGCCAAGGUGAAAGGCACGUACGGCGACAAGGACAAGAAGAAGGACAAGAAGAAGAAACCGCAGGAGCCGCCAGCCAGCCUACUAAAGAAACCAGCAGGGCAGGGAUCAGCAGCACCUGUUCACUCCAAUGCAGUCCAGGUUCCGGACAAUCCACCAAACUACAUCCUGUUCCUCAAUAACCUUCCUGAAGAGACCAAUGAGAUGAUGCUCUCCAUGCUGUUCAACCAGUUUCCUGGUUUCAAAGAGGUGCGGCUCGUCCCGGGGAAACACGACAUCUCCUUCGUGGAGUUUGAGAGCGAGACGCAGGCGGGCGUGGCCAAAGACGCGCUGCAGGGCUUCAGAAUCACGGCGACCUGCGCCAUGAAGAUCACGUACGCCAAGAAGUAGUCCCAACGCCGGAGACACAAAGAGACUCUGAGUCGGAGGACGCUCCCUGGAUUUCCGUUGUGUUCCCGGAUCUUUUUGAUUUUUGUAAAUGAUACCGAGCUUCUUCUUCUUUUUUUUUUGUUGUUGUUACUUUUGGUUUUGGUAAAAUUCUCUGACGUCAUUCAUGAGUUGGAGCGAAUAAUCCCUGGCCUAUAUUUUGUUUUGUAAAAUAAAAGUCUUUUACAUUA
Molecule: messenger RNA, 1079 nt
Organism: Anoplopoma fimbria (sablefish)
Lineage: Eukaryota; Metazoa; Chordata; Actinopteri; Perciformes; Anoplopomatidae
Gene: snrpb2
Product: small nuclear ribonucleoprotein polypeptide B2
Exons: 7
Coding region: 193-852 (219 amino acids)
Biological process (GO): mRNA splicing, via spliceosome
Cellular component (GO): U1 snRNP
Molecular function (GO): U1 snRNA binding
Source: RefSeq, a predicted model, not a curated record